Messenger RNA from Maniola jurtina (meadow brown), 3465 nucleotides. It is a transcript of the gene NGR-A1, whose product is annotated as somatostatin receptor type 2. Gene Ontology annotation, cellular component: membrane; neuron projection. NCBI's taxonomy places the organism in Eukaryota, Metazoa, Arthropoda, Insecta, Lepidoptera, Nymphalidae. Gene Ontology annotation, molecular function: peptide binding; somatostatin receptor activity. The coding region runs from base 582 to 1835 and encodes 417 amino acids. The transcript is spliced from 7 exons. The record is from RefSeq and is a predicted model, not a curated record. Gene Ontology annotation, biological process: G protein-coupled receptor signaling pathway.
CGCUCUUGCGGUGCGGAUGUGUUUCGUGUUUCUGACAAGUGCUUCGGAAACUUUAUUCGACGAGAAUAUUCAAAUACAAAUCAAGUGAAAUCGCUUGUUUAAACUUUUAACUCAAUUUAACCAUUGCUUGGGAGCAGUGUUUUAAGAGAUUUACUUUGAAAACAACUGUUUUGUGAUUGUUUGAAAUUGUUGAAAAGUGGAAAGACUAUUUGCAGCUUAUUAAAGAAGAUUUUUAGAUUUCCAGUUACGAGUUUGGGCUGGGCGAGCGACGGGCGUUGAUGACUCAGUCGAUACAACCUAUUAGAAAAAUGCAACAUUAACAGUGAAAAUACUGCUGAAAAUUUAAAAGAAAAUUCUGAAAUCCUUGCUUAGUGGGAUCUACGCAUAGAACUUACAUCGAAAAUAUCAAGUUCCCAGUACCCAGUAGUUUGAGCAUAUACGUAAUGAGACCGUCUUUAACAAGAGUAUACAAAAUGGAGCACACUGUGGAAGAAAAUUGGCGAUAACCGGUUCCACAUACAAUGUGAGCAUCGCCUCGGAAUAAAAGCUUCGAGUCCUCACUUGAAAGUAACGACCUCGUCAUGGAGCUGGAAGACGUGGAGAUGUACGGCAACACCAAUUACUCGUACGAUGACAACGGCACAUUCAAUUCCACGUACGAGAACUGUCCCAACUUGAACCUGCCCAUUGUGUACGUAGUUACACAAAUUCUUUACGCUCUCGUGUGUGUCGUCGGCUUGCUCGGGAACACCCUAGUAAUAUACGUCGUCCUUCGUUACUCGAAAAUGCAAACUGUUACGAACAUGUACAUUGUGAACUUGGCAAUUGCGGACGAGUGCUUUCUAAUUGGAAUACCUUUUCUCAUUGUCACUAUGUCGGUCCGCUCGUGGCCUUUCGGAAGGUUCAUGUGCAAGGCGUACAUGAUAUCAACCGGUAUCAACCAGUUCACCAGCAGCAUUUUCCUUUGCAUCAUGAGCGCGGAUAGAUACAUCGCUGUGUGCCAUCCGAUAGCAGCCCCGCGUUUACGAACUCCUUUCGUAUCUCGCGUGGUGUCUGCGGCGGCGUGGACUGCUUCAGCUCUAGUCAUGACACCGAUUUUCAUGUACACGACUUUAAUCGAAUCAGAAAAUGGAUUGUCCUGUAACAUUGUGUGGCCGGAAAGGGAGUUUAAUAAAGGACAGACUUCGUUCACUCUAUACUCCUUUGCUCUCGGUUUCGCUGCACCUUUGACACUGAUUUUCGUCUUCUAUUGCCUGGUUAUAAGGAAGUUGAAAACUGUUGGGCCGAAGAAUAAAUCUAAAGAGAAGAAGCGCUCGCAUAGAAAAGUGACCAAGUUAGUGCUGACUGUAAUAGCCGUGUACGUUCUUUGCUGGCUGCCUUACUGGGCAUUCCAAGUCGCUCUCAUAUACUCUCCACCGAAUGAGUGUGCCAGUCGGAUUACUAUAACCGUGUUCCUCGUCGCCGCUUGCUUCAGCUACAGCAAUUCAGCCAUGAACCCUAUCCUGUACGCUUUCUUAUCUGAUAACUUCAAGAAGAGUUUUCUCAAGGCUUGCACCUGUGCUGCUGGGAAAGAUGUGAAUGCGACGUUGCACGUGGAGAACAGCGUGAUUCCGAGGAAGAAAGGUGGCAGUGCAGCGAGGGCCCAAUCUCGAGCGUUGGCUGAAGCUCGCGGGAUGUCUACUCAAGUGGAGGCAGCUGGCGCGUCACGGUCGGAAGCGUCUACAGCGGUGACGUCUCGCUCGGUGGCCGGGAGUGAGGCCCUCAACAUGGAAGCCCGUCCGUCCUCCCUCGCUCCUCUCAUAGCGCCUAACGGACUGACCCACACGCGUCUCUGAGUGCGGGUGUCUCGCCGCAGCCGCGAGCCGCCCACCACAGUGCUAGAUGAGGACACUAUGAUCGUUUCUAUAGAUUAACAUUGCAGACUGGUUUGUUGCAGAAGCAGGUGUCACACUGUGGAAGUCCACGAUAUAUAAGGAAUCUGAAGCUUAAUUCGCUAUAAUUUGCCAAAACAGACAAUUCUGUAUCACAGUGUACAAAGUGUCAAUAUGCCACCACCACUCGCCUUCCCACUGCGACCGCCUUCACUCUAAUUAUACCGAAUUAGGCGUGUAUAUAGUUUCCUCGUACAAAGUCUGGUUCAUCUUACACCUUAGACCAAACUUAAGAUUUUCACUUUGUGACUUGUUACCAAUUGUACUGUUGCUAUAGUGGAAGCGUGCUUACAGUGGAAAGGAUUCUAGUUCAUGCACCUGUUAGGUUUCCUGUAUAUGAACUCGAAGCUGAACGCGCCGAACUGAAAGUGAGUGAAAACAAAUAAAAACCGUUUAGUUUUACCGUGCCGCAUCGUUGCCCUGCCGUGUUGGUGCGGCGGUUGUAUGGCAGCCAAAUGACGGCACCGCGCUGUCGGUAUGCGAUUUUUAUUUGUUUACACUCACUUUCGGUCCGGCACCGGUCCGCCUCCGGCUUCAUGUAUAGAAAGCCUUCCAAUUUGGUGCUGGGGAUGUCAAGCAUCUGACAGCUGAGAGACACGAGCCCUGUCUGCCAUCUGUCGGAUCGAAUCUUACCCAAUUCUACUUGAAUAUUGUGUCCAAAUAAAUGUGUAGUUUUUGUUACGUUACGAACAAAAUUCAAUGUAAUGUGUGGACCUGAGUAUACGAGUACAAGUUCCUGGUAGGAAACUGUUUAAGUAUAAAUGAUUUAUUGAUUGUAUCUAUAUUAUUAUGUAUAUUGUAUUAGAGCAAGAUCCACAGGAGCGCUAACCUUAUGUUCUGAGAAACAAAAUAUUAUAUGGAUAGGGUAGUGUAAGUGCGUAUUAUGAACGUAUGCAUAUCUGCUAGCUAACGGCCAAUUUGUAAGAAUGAGUUGCUAAAGUUACCUAUGUAAAACCUUACUAACUUUUCUUAAAGCUUGAAUACUGUUGAUAAUAAUAAAAUUUAAUAUUCAAUACUGCCAUCACUUCCCAUCGGCGGUAAUUUCCACCAGACGCUUUAAAGCUCGCAAACAAAUAACAUAUUUAUUUACUUAGUUUGAGUCCUAAUUUUUCUAUUAUGAAACUCAGGAAAUAUACUCACAGCACUCAGAUUUUUAAGAAAAUAUAUCUCUAAAUUAAAACCGUCGGUUCAAGCUAGCAAAUUAUAUGCGUACAUUAAACGUACAUAUACAGUUACACUACCCUAUCCACGCAUUUUAUUUCUAAGAAAACAAGUAACGUCUGGCGCACUGGGCUCUUGGGCCAUAAUAUCUGUUUACAGUUAUUUCUAUUUGGUUGAUGGUGACAUUAUUUGGCCUAGGGUUGUAACGAAGAAUUUAUUAACAUUUAGGUCUUUAUCGUAUGUGUAAUGAUCGCGUGGCGAAUAGUUUAUUAGUAUACAUACUAAUGUUUAUUGUAAAAAUGUACAUAUCGUGUAAAUAUUUCCCACUAUUGUCAUAAUGUCAGAGUUGUAAUUAAAAUCUAAUUCGUGACAA